Molecule: messenger RNA, 456 nt
Organism: Anopheles coustani
Lineage: Eukaryota; Metazoa; Arthropoda; Insecta; Diptera; Culicidae
Product: ecdysteroid-regulated 16 kDa protein-like
Exons: 2
Coding region: 1-456 (151 amino acids)
Biological process (GO): intracellular cholesterol transport
Molecular function (GO): sterol binding
Source: RefSeq, a predicted model, not a curated record
AUGUUCCGCGCACUGUUCUUAGUUGCUUUGGUGCCCGCUCUGGUGUCCGCGACCGAUUUCUUCCCUUGCGACGGAGGCCGUCCUCUGCCGACCAGCGUCGACAUCGAAGGAUGCCCCUCCGGCACGUGCAAUCUUGUUCGUGGAUCGGAUGUGAUCGCCUUCAUCGACUUCACCGCUGAUCGUGCCGUUUCCUCGAUGACCACGGUUGCCACCGCGACGGCGCUGGGUGUCACGACGAACUACCCGCUCGGCUCGAACGCCGCCACCUGCAACUUCCUGCAGGGAUCGAGCUGCCCGCUUAGCGCCGGGGAGGAUGUCACCUACCGCCUGACCAUGCCCAUCCUGUCGAUCUACCCGCUCGUCAGCCUCACCAUCGAGAUUGAUGUGGUCGACGCUAGUAACCAGUCGGUUGCUUGCUUCUUCGUGAACGCGCAGGUCGUUACCGCUACGAACUAA